CAGGCCUUCAAUGCCGUCUUUAAAGCACUACAAGGGACAUUUGCGUCGAGACUUUUUCGGUGAUGUAGCAGGGCUGAUUGGAGUUCAUGGCAAAAAUUGGGAACUCUUUCGUCAAGAAGUGCAGCAAAUUUUAUUACAACCUCAAACUGCUAAAAAAUAUAUACCACCACUAAAUGAUAUAGCUACAGAGUUUAUGAGCAGAGUCCAUGAAAUGCGGAAUGAAAAUGACGAACUGCCAGCAAAUUUCCUACACGAACUAUACAAAUGGGCACUUGAAUCUGUUGGACGUGUAUUUUUGAACACACGCUUGGGUUGUUUAACACCGAAUGGCAGUGAAGAGUCGCAACAGAUAAUUGAUGCCAUUAAUACAUUUUUCUGGGCUGUGCCGGAGCUUGAAUUACGUAUGCCACUUUGGCGUUUCUAUCCGACAAAAGCAUACAGAAGUUUUGUAAAGGCAUUGGAUAGUUUUACUGAAGUGUGUAUGAAAAAUAUAAGUCGUACUAUGGAUAAAUCCGAAUCUUGCGUGACACCAAAAGAUGAAGCCGAUAUCUCAAUCGUUGAGAGAAUUGUAAAUAAAACUGGUGACCGAAAAUUGGCUGCUAUUUUAGCUUUGGAUAUGUUUUUGGUUGGAGUUGAUACGACAUCGGUUGCAGCUUCAUCAACCAUUUAUCAAUUGGCAAAAAAUCCUGACAAACAGCAAAAACUCUUUGAAGAACUGAAACAAGUAUUUCCUACACAGGAAACAGAAAUCAACCAAAACGUACUCGAACAAAUUCCAUACUUAAGAGCCUGCAUAAAGGAAACAUUAAGAAUGUUUCCCGUGGUCAUAGCGAAUGGCAGAAGUUUGCAGUCAGAUGCUGUCAUAAAUGGUUAUCACAUACCAAAAGGUGUAAGUAUGCCAAUGCCAGCAACAUUACCUACAAUGAAGUUGGCUCUACCAAUGAUUGGUGUACCUGCAACUUCGUUAAUAAUAUUGCUUAUUAUCACACACGAUAAAGAACUUCCAGUUGUACGUUUUCAAAGUAUUAAUGACAAAACACGUUUCAAAAAUUUUUGGUUGAACUUAUUUCAUAGUAUUAAUGAAAUAAUGUGCUCAGAGAAUUGA
Molecule: messenger RNA, 1105 nt
Organism: Teleopsis dalmanni
Lineage: Eukaryota; Metazoa; Arthropoda; Insecta; Diptera; Diopsidae
Product: probable cytochrome P450 49a1
Exons: 8
Coding region: 11-1105 (364 amino acids)
Molecular function (GO): monooxygenase activity; heme binding; iron ion binding
Source: RefSeq, a predicted model, not a curated record